Cynara cardunculus var. scolymus (artichoke) is the source of this 819-nucleotide messenger RNA. Its product is annotated as protein FAR-RED ELONGATED HYPOCOTYL 3-like. Gene Ontology annotation, molecular function: zinc ion binding. Lineage: Eukaryota; Viridiplantae; Streptophyta; Magnoliopsida; Asterales; Asteraceae. Gene Ontology annotation, biological process: regulation of DNA-templated transcription. The coding region runs from base 1 to 819 and encodes 272 amino acids. The transcript is spliced from 4 exons. The record is from RefSeq and is a predicted model, not a curated record.
AUGCCGAUGUAUGGACUAAUGAAAACAACAUCAAGAUCUGAGAGUUCGAAUUCGUAUAUAAACAUAUACGAAUCGUACUGGUUUGAUUUGGUUCAAUUCCUUAAUAAUUACGAUGUAGCUAUAGAGAAACAAAGAUACAGACAAUUUAUCCACGAAAAUGUCACGAGGACGACUAAUUCAAAGUUUGCUACUCCGUCGCGUUUAGAAAGUCAUGCAUCAAGCAUAUACAGUCGAAACGUGUUUUUUGACAUCCAAAAGAAAAUAAAGAAGGUUGUUUGGUUUUGUAAUAUUGAGUCCGUCGAAUGCCGUGAUGAGUUAAAGUCAUUCGUGAUAAGCCACAAGACCAAUAAAUCAUUUGACAAAAUUACGUAUCAGGUGUGCCGUAAUUACUCAACAAACACAGUUGAAUGUGAUUGCAACCUAUUCACGCGUAACGGGUAUCUUUGUCGUCACGCGUUCAAGUUAGUUCCAGUGCAUAUACAAUCUGCAAGACUGCGUUAUGGUGAGGUUGAUGCCGAAAAAGAGGAGUAUAUAAUUGAUGUAUAUUCCAAAGUCGACGACAUAGUAAGCAUCGCACGUAAUGAUAAAUCUAUAUUGGCUAGAUUGGGGCGUAACCUCGAUAAAUUCAUGGGUGAUAUAGAGAAGGAAGUUCCAUACGAAGACCCAUCACAACAAAAGCUGGAUGCGAUUAGAGAUCAUCUAGGUGUUUCCAUACYUGAUGAGGUGGACAUCCUACCACCGUCUGAAAUAAGGAACAAGGGUUGUGGCACUGGCAAGAGGCUGAUGUCAUGCGCCGUUAAGGAUGUGUUCUUUCUUUAA